This is a messenger RNA of Vitis riparia (riverbank grape), 1440 nucleotides long. RefSeq names its product alcohol dehydrogenase-like 7. Gene Ontology annotation, biological process: formaldehyde catabolic process. The transcript has 11 exons. The record is from RefSeq and is a predicted model, not a curated record. Gene Ontology annotation, cellular component: cytosol. The coding region runs from base 123 to 1277 and encodes 384 amino acids. Lineage: Eukaryota; Viridiplantae; Streptophyta; Magnoliopsida; Vitales; Vitaceae. Gene Ontology annotation, molecular function: S-(hydroxymethyl)glutathione dehydrogenase [NAD(P)+] activity; zinc ion binding.
AAAAAAGGGAAAUCAUUACCAACCACCCUCUUUCAUAUUUGGAGGUCCAAAUUAGAAAGUCCUGGAGUGAAAGCCAGCACUCGGCAGCCGUCAGUUGAAGUGGUGACUGUGUGGGAGAGAGGAUGAUGGCUGGUGAGACGAGAGGGAAGCCAAUUCGAUGCAGAGCUGCGGUUUGUUGGAAGGCAGGGGAGCCGCUGGUGAUGGAGGAGGUGAUGGUGGCUCCGCCAUUGGCCGGAGAAGUUCGGAUUCGAAUCAUCUGCACGUCUCUCUGCUACAGCGACAUCACCUUCUGGAAAUUAAAGGACCCUCCGGGAUGCUUUCCGAGAAUACUAGGCCAUGAAGCUGUGGGGGUUGUUGAGAGCGUGGGGGAGAAUGUGAGUGAAGUAACCGAAGGAGAUAUUGUGCUUCCAAUAUUCAUGCCAGAUUGCGGAGAAUGCACAGAUUGCAGAUCGGAGAAGAGCAACCUAUGUUCAAAAUUCCCAUUUAAAGUCUCACCUUGGAUGCCUAGAUAUGAAAGCAGCAGAUUCACAGACCUUAAGGGAGAGGUUCUCUACCAUUUUCUAUUUGUCUCAAGUUUUAGUGAGUACACAGUGGUAGAUAUCGCCAACAUUACAAAAAUUGACCCCAAUAUCCCGCCAAACAGGGCAUGCCUCUUCAGCUGUGGAGUGUCAACAGGGGUUGGUGCUGCAUGGAAAACAGCAAAUGUGGAAAAGGGAUCCACUGUUGCUAUAUUUGGGCUAGGGGCGAUUGGAUUAGCAGUAGCAGAGGGAGCAAGACUAUGUGGCGCUUCUAGAAUUAUUGGUGUGGAUUUGAACCCAGAUAAAUUUGAAAUUGGGAAGAAAUUCGGAGUCACAGACUUUGUCAACUCUGGAAACUGUGGGAAUAAACCAGUGAAACAGGUGAUUAUGGAGAUGACUGAUGGAGGGGCAGACUACUGCUUUGAAUGUGUUGGUGCAGCAUCCUUAGUGCAUGAAGCAUUUGCUUGCUGCCGAAAGGGUUGGGGAAAGACAAUUGUGCUAGGAGUGGACAGGCCGGGUUCGAUGUUGAGCUUUCUUUCUUUUGACAUCCUUCACUCUGGGAAAAGCCUAAUGGGAAGUCUGUAUGGAGGUGUCAAACCCAAAUCUGAUAUUCCGAUUCUUUUAAAACGCUACAUGGACAAGGAAUUGGAUGUGGAUAAGUUUGUCACGCAUGAGAUGAGGUUUGAAGACAUCAACAAAGCAUUUGAUCUACUCAUUCAAGGGAAAAGCCUCCGAUGUGUGCUUUGGAUGGACAAAUGAGUGAGAUCCUCCCACGAAUCUUGCCUCUUCAAUGGCAGCUCUUGUUUUAUGCUGUAUUGGAACUCAUUAUAUACAAACAUUUUAGUCCUUUUGGUAUAGAUGUAUCCAUUAUGAAUCUAUAUGUUGAAGGAUGAACUGCUCUUAUUUUUCUGUGUUCAAAGGA